Molecule: messenger RNA, 534 nt
Organism: Fukomys damarensis (Damara mole-rat)
Lineage: Eukaryota; Metazoa; Chordata; Mammalia; Rodentia; Bathyergidae
Product: lysophospholipid acyltransferase 7-like
Exons: 2
Coding region: 22-534 (170 amino acids)
Biological process (GO): phosphatidylinositol biosynthetic process; lipid modification
Cellular component (GO): membrane; mitochondria-associated endoplasmic reticulum membrane contact site
Molecular function (GO): lysophospholipid acyltransferase activity
Source: RefSeq, a predicted model, not a curated record
GGCCCUAAGGGAGGAAGGGCCAUGGGCCAUGAGACCCGGUGGGGGACAGGGCCGUGGUUAAGCUGGUUGUCUCCAGUAUGGGAGCCGCGGCCUGGACACCUGCGCCCUGAUGCCCACCCUCUCCCCAGGAGCGCCUGGACCAUGCUGCUGAGCGCCUACUGGCACGGGCUGCACCCCGGCUACUAUCUCAGCUUCCUGACCGUCCCGCUGUGCCUGGCCGCGGAGGGCUGUCUGGAGGCUGCCCUGUGGGGUCGGCUGAGCCCCAGGGGCCAGAAAGUCUGGUACUGGGUGCACUGGUUCCUGAAGAUGCGCGCCUAUGACUACAUGUGCAUGGGCUUCGUGCUCCUGUCCAUGGGCAGCACGCUCCGCUACUGGGCCUCCGUCUACUUCUGCCUGCACAUCCUGGCCCUGGCCUGCCUGGGGCUGGGGCUGGCUUUGGGUGGGGGCCGGCCUGGCCGGCGGAAGACCGCGUCCCAGAGCCUCGGCUGUGCCCACGCCGCUUGUCCCGUGUUCCUGCCCGGCCUGCAGUGUUGA